AUGCCGUCGCUGCAGCGGAUCAGCGUGGAAGGAUGCUAUCUGCUGAGGCUUGACGCUCGGACGCCCAGGGAUGGCUAUGGGUUGGCAGCUGUGCCUUUUGUGAGGGAGGGUGGGGCACGAGAGAUGGGGGAAGGGCGAAGGAAUGACAUAAAGAAUGAUGAUGAGGACUUGGCUGUUUCUGUGGUGUUCGGGGGUGCAAGGGAUGGGGAGGAUAUGGAGGCAAGCUGUGGGCAGCAACUGCCACCUCAGUGGCAAAGGCGACAGCGGCGGCAACGGAAAAGGCUCCACCGCUGCCGAGAGAAGGCUCAGCAGCAGCAGCAGCAGCAGCAGCAGCAGCAGCAGCAGCAGCAGCAGCAGCACAAGCAGAGUAAUCAGGGUGGUGUCACCACUGUCAACGCAGCAGCACAGCCACGCCAGCCCCUGUUCUUUUCCAAGCUGCAACAUCUCGAGCUUUCUGACGUGUCAGCACUGCAUCACCUGCCACGUGGCAUCCUCCAGCACCAAUCGCUCAAGCACCUCGUGCUGGACGGCUUCUCAGGCGCCUCCCUUUCUGCCACUUGCAGCCAAUGGCUGCACGACCUUCCUCUGUUGCACGACCUACCGCCCUCCUUCUCCUGCCUCUCCUCCCUGCAGCGUUUGGUCAUCACCCACUGCCAUGGGCUCAACUCGCUCCCUGACUGCCUGCCAGAGCUCCCCUUGCUGCGCGAUCUCGCCCUGGUAAAAAACCACAAUCUCACCAUCCCCAGGGAUUCCCUGCCGCGCCUGCACUCGGUGCGUCGCCUGGUGGUGCAUCGGGGGCGUGAGAACAAGAGCAUAAUCGCACAUUACGGGAGGGUGAGGCCACAGUUUGCGCUGCCCCCGUGGGUGAAAGAGCUUCACACUGAUGACUUUGGGAGUGAGGUCUUCUGGUUGCAUGAGCUGGAGAGACUGGAGGUGAUUGGGGAGAACCUAUCAAAUGUGAGUGUUAACGAGAUUGAGGUGAUGGAGGAAGUGAUGAAGGUUAGAGGAGAAGGCAGGUGGAGAGAUGCAGAGGAUGAGGAAAGCAAUGACAGCAUUGUUGUGAAAUGUUGGGGUGAUGAGAGGCAGCUGCUGUGGGUGGCCAGCGUCUUAAGGAGCAGCCAGAGCGUUUUAUGA
Molecule: messenger RNA, 1134 nt
Organism: Closterium sp. Naga37s-1
Lineage: Eukaryota; Viridiplantae; Streptophyta; Zygnematophyceae; Desmidiales; Closteriaceae
Source: the annotation of a GenBank genome assembly